Messenger RNA from Staurois parvus, 325 nucleotides. NCBI's taxonomy places the organism in Eukaryota, Metazoa, Chordata, Amphibia, Anura, Ranidae. The record is from the annotation of a GenBank genome assembly.
CACUGACGGGGGAGAGACCUGUAUGUAAACAAUACAGUCCUCUCCCCUGUCAGCUCCUGCACACUGCUUUGUAUGGCUCUGCAUAGCAGAGCCAUACAAAGCAGUGUGCUUACACAGUAAAGCACACACACACAACACACAGUAAAGCACACACAGCACACAGUUAACCCUUUGACUGCCCCAGAUGUUAACCCCUUCCUACCCAGUGCCAUUAGUACAGUGUCAGUGCUUUUUAUUAGCACUGAUCGCUGUAUUGGUGUCACUGGGGAUGUCAGUGACAGUCAGUUCCCCCCAGUGUCAGAAUGCUCGUCGCAGUCCCACUAAA